Molecule: messenger RNA, 5705 nt
Organism: Sycon ciliatum
Lineage: Eukaryota; Metazoa; Porifera; Calcarea; Leucosolenida; Sycettidae
Product: mucin-5AC-like
Exons: 14
Coding region: 262-4896 (1544 amino acids)
Biological process (GO): synapse organization; homophilic cell-cell adhesion
Cellular component (GO): axon; neuronal cell body; plasma membrane
Molecular function (GO): axon guidance receptor activity
Source: RefSeq, a predicted model, not a curated record
UUUGGCGACGCUUGUGGAGGUCACAGAAUGGAAUUUUGGUGGCGCACAAUGACAGCAAGAAACCAGCCAACCCCGUGCUUCAAAUGGGCGUCAUUUAUGGUCAUACAGAAUGACUACGGAAUAUGAAGCAAAAUAUUUUUCAGCAAAGACGACUUUGUAGGGGCCAUUCGUGGAACAUCGAUGUUUCUGUUGAGUGUUGCCAGGCCGCAUCCUCCGCUUUCAAGCUGAGGCAGCCAGUGUGUACAUCAAGGGCGGAGGAGGAUGGUGUUCUCGCUCACUGCCAGCCCACUUUUGCGGCUUGUUACCGUGCUCCUUAUGGCCGGACUAACUAUUCGACAUGCAUCCAGUGCUACCACAGUCGGUCAGAAGCCGUCUUUUGACACGAGUAGCGUCACCAACAACAUGGUAUACUACAUCAAAUCAGCCUCAUUCAAUAUUGCCUGCCUCGCUUCAGGAUAUCCCAAGCCUACAACUACGUGGCUGCGCAAUGAUGACGCCGUUGAGGUUACCAAAAUGCUGCCGCAGCCGGUCUUUUUCCACGGCGUGAUGGGCUUCACCAACAUCGACACGUUAGCGGAAGCAUACAACGUGACUGGCUGGUACACGUGUAAAGCCAGCAACCAAUACGGGACAAUCUACUCUGACAUAGCCGUUGUAGCAUACAUCCUUCCCAAAAUACUGCUUCAUCCCAGCAGCUUGGUCAUCACAUCUGCUGCUAGCACUAAUCCGUACCAAGCGCAGUUCAUGUGCUUCGCGUCGGGUUAUCCUCUGCCAACCUACGAGUGGUACCUUAAUAGCAAGACAUCCUCUAAACUGGUACCUAGUGGUUCUGUCAGCAUUGGCACGUUAUCAUCGGGACACUCCAUGCUCACCCUCAAGAGUAGAUCUUCUGGGACGGUUUACUGCAAAGCAGUCAACGCCAGAGGGAGCGUCUGGUCUAACGCGGCAAUAUUGUCUUCAAGUUCUACCAGCUCCUCUUAUUACAUCACUACUAAGCUCACAACAUACCGAUCUUUCCACAAGGGUUCGACAGCAUCGUACACAUGUCGCUUUGUGUACUCGAGCAGUAGCGGUAGAGUCGACUGGUAUUUCAACGGGAAAAAACUGAACAACGGCGGCCGCUAUUCCAUCAGCACCAGCAGAUCAAGCAGCGGUGGAUGGCUGUUUGCCAACUAUGCGUACAAUGGGUAUCUCUCAAUUAGAUCGCUGAGUGAUGCCGACUCUGGUGUAUACUCUUGUGUGAGCACCGUGAGCAAUGUUAACCGCGACCGUCGCUGCUUUGCACUAUCUGUUCUUGUGUCACCCACCAACUCCUUGAACAGCGCUUCCAAUCUCCAGUACCUUCAAGACGGCAGGAGAUCGGCGUUCUUUGCUGGCUUCUCAACCGACGAAGCUGCACGUCCGCAGCCACGGCCCACGUGGCAGCUUUCGGAUGGAAGCAGUCUCUCCAAGUCAGCCAUCAGUGGCACGAGUGAAAUCAUCAGCAGCGUGGGUCUAUCAGUAGUACAGAUCCUUGGAUCUUCAGCAAAUAGCAAUAGCCAAGUAUCGCUGCUUUCCACUCUGUAUAGUAUGAAGUCACCAGUAAUCAACUACAGUCUUCUCUACUCCUGUGCAAACAACUUGGUCGUCAACCGUGAGGCUGGCCUUGGCCUAGACGGCUGGAGGACGGUUAGCGGAGACACGGCGAGCAGUGUGACAUAUACUGGUGCCGACCCAGCAUCAUCUUACUUCUACCUUUCCCAGUCAACACCUCAAACUACGGACAUUCCUGCUCUGACGCAGGACAUCAAUCUUCCUCCUGUGAAAGUCACCACCAUGAAUAUCAGAAUGCGUGUGGCACAGCACUCGCUCUCAAGUGGUGUGUCUCCCCCGACGCCAAAGAUCACCUAUGCACUGUAUUCAAGUGCCAACAAAAAGCUUUCGGAGACCUCCAAGGUACCCACCUCAUCUCAACUCAAGCUCGCUGACUGGUACUGGAUGCAGUGGUCCGUCUCUGCCCCAUCCGCCCUAUCCAAACUUGUCUUGUCGCUAACAUCAAACAGUGCCCUGGGUGCUGACGGGCGUGUCCGCUACGACAGUGUAUGCGUAUCUAUUGCCUCAUCUCCAGAGGCGUCAGUGACGCUUGUUCCAACGGUCACAAGUAGGUCCUAUCUGGCUGGAGACUGCAUUCUACUGACAUGCCCUACGGUUGGAUAUCCAGUGCCUUCAAUCCAGUGGACUAUUGCAAGUCCUACCACUACAGCCAAUCAGUAUUGGGUGGACGGAUCUCUGAAGCUAUGCAAUCUUCAGAUUACUGAUCAGACAACAUACACGUGCAAGGGCACGAACAACGCCUUCAACACACAGAACGACAAGUCGAUAACCUUCACACUCACAUUGUAUGUUCCAACAACUGUAUAUAUACCCACAACAACACCGACCACCACUCCGACUACCACUCCGACCACCACUCCGACCACCACACCAACUACCACACCGACUACCACUCCGACCACCACACCAACUACCACACCAACCACCACACCAACCACUACACCAACCACCACACCAACCACCACACCAACCACCACACCAACCACCACACUAACCACCACACCAACCACCACACCAACCACCAUCCCUACCACUACCCCUACCACCGUCCCUACUACCAUACCAACUACGCUUCCGACCACAGUGACAACACCGACGACCAGGCCCACAACCACACCCAUCACCACAUCACCAACAACGACACCAAUCACCGCAGCACCAACGUCCACACCAUCACGUGCAACACUGCCAAUACCGACAGAGCCCAUUCAAGAGUUCACAACUGCAAGGCCAACGGCACCAGCGACAACAACCAAUAUUGUGCCUACAACACCGUAUGAAGUCACUGCAGUGCAGACUAGCAAGGAAACAACAGUUACUAGCAAUCAUCCACCCACGCUAAGUACCACAGCCACCACUCAGGCAGAUUCUUCAAGCACUGUGGCUCAGUUUUCAGCUUCAAGCCUAUCCUCUGAGACACCUACUAGCUCUGUCCUACCUGAUUUACAACAAACAGGCGAACAGAACCAGGGAGAGGGUGAACGCAGCAUCACACCUAUCAUCAUUGGUGGUGCUCUUGGUGGCGUACUUCUCAUCAUGGUGGCAAUGCUAUUUGUCAUCUUCGUCAAGAAACGGAAAAGGGCUGACAUUUCUAAACACCACCAGCCUGAGGUCUUCUAUAGCCACAAGAAGACGGGCGGUGGUCUACAUCGCUCUGAAUCUACUGCCUCCACGUCUGUCAUGCUGAGGAUGCAAGGCUUUGCAGAAUCAGACGAUGGUCACUUUAACCCGGCGUACCAAGGUGAAGAUGGAAUGGACCAUUUAGACAGCCUUGAUGGCAUUGGUGACGCUAGCGUGAACCCAGCAGAUCCUUUCCAGCAGAUGAUGGCCAGUGGCAGCUUGAAAAGGACACCAUCAAAGCCAAAUGCGUAUGUAAAGCAUGACUUCAGUGGUCCAGCAGCUAGAUCUCCUACAGGUAUGGCAAAUGGCAGUAUACCGACAAAUGGCAGCAUGCGGCAACCCAUACCGAGUCGCAGCUCGUCUCUAAAACCAAGCCCUACCAAUCAUUCCACUGCUGCUGGAGAGAAGAAGAAUGCCCAAACAUUGGCUACUGGCAGCAAAGCUGGUGGGGGUGUGCCAAUGGCGAAGCGUGGUGCGACCAGGUCCGUUCGUUCCACUUCAGCAGCAUCGGAUCUUCCCCCAGAUCUACCUUCUAGUUCACGACCAUCAUCAGUUACACUAAACAUCUCGACAUUGCCUGCUUCAUCCCCACCCGCUCUUCCACCUGGAUCACCACAGGAGGUGUAUGAAGACAUGGGAGGUGCAGCGGGAACAGCAGCAACAGCAGCAGCACCGGCAAGCGCCCUGGCAGCAGAGACAACGACGGGUGAGGGCGAGUACUACACAGCAAUGGGAUCCACGGCAAGGAGUGCUCCUAACCCUGCAAGCACUCUAUCCACUGGUGUCAAUGGAGGCGAUAUGUACGAACCUACAGAUCUGUCUUCUCGUUCACAAACUGCCAGAGCCAGGACAAUGGCUAGCAACACAUCAAGGACCCUGCCUGCAGUGCCUCAGACAUCUUCUCGACCGUCAGCUGCUAUACAGAACCCAGUGUCCCUAAGUGCGGUUUCAAGCAGGACACAGGCACAACGUUCUGGCGUUUCGCUACAAGAAGCACCGAAGUUGCCUGCCCGAAACGCCACGCGACCAGCAUCUCAGCAGCAGCAGCCAGCCAAAUCAACGACAAUGCCUGCUCAACUCGACAAGCGCCAGAGAGUUAGCAUACCUAAGCAGACGCAGCUCAGCCAUGCUGUCACAACAGACCAACGCCAAGCUGAAAUCCAGAGAAAGAUUGACAGUGAGAGCAAGAGGGCGCGAGACGCCACUCAGCGUCAAAUGCAACAGCGCACAGUCAAUCAGUCAAGACCGCUACCCGCUCCUGGCGCACCAAGAAUCGGGUAUGAAGAUGUGAAAGUCAGGCCAGCUGCUGGCGGCAAGAAAAAGCAAUCCGGUACCGUGAAUCCACCAGCUGCUUCCUCAGAUGCUGGUAGACCUUCUCUGAAAGCAGUUGGCCUAGCGCCCUCUAUUGACGCUGGUGAUUACUACACAGCGUCCCAACUCAAGCCCGUCGGCCUGCAACAACCUGUAGGUGCGGGAGAGUAUUACACAACUUCCCAACUCAAGCCCGUCGGCCUGCAACAACCCGUUGGUGCGGGAGAGUAUUACACAACGUCCCAACUCAAGCCUGUCGGCCUGCAACAACCCGUUGGUGGGGGAGAGUAUUACACAACGUCCCAACUCAAGCCUGUCGGUAUUCAGACCAGCCAGGGUCAAGAAGGCUACUAUACAAUCUCUAAGCCAUGACACAGUAACUGCUACCCCAUCUCUGAGACAUGACACAGUACAUGACACAGUACAUGCUCCCCCAGGCUAUCUGCAUGUCAUGACACAAUAUUUGCUUCCCCCUCCCCCCAUGGAGUCCAUUCUAUUCGGGUAUCGUAUUGUCUCAGACAGAAUUAGCCCUUUAUCGCAAUCCUGCCACAUUUACAAGUUCAGUUUGAAAGCAAGUAGCACCCCCCCCCCCCCCCCCCAUGGAGGCCAUUCUAUUCGGGUACCGUAUUGUCUCAGACAGAAUUAGCCCUUUAUCGCAAUCCCGCCACAUUUACAAGUUCAGUUUGAAAGCAAGUAGCACUGCUUGAAUCCUAAAAUAGUCAGUCUCGGCAUCUAUGGUAAAUGUAUACUAUUAUUGUCAUAGUGACGUUUGUUUCACGAUAGGAAGGCUAGUCAUAUAAUCGUCAUCACAUACAUGCGCCAACUGUUGAGCAUUCUCUCUUGUGCCCAUAGUCACUUGCUUCUGCAGGCAGAAGCAAGAUAAUUUUGAUAGCGCUUGUAGCGUGAGGAGUGCUGAUGUGCCAUUGACGUCAUUGCGGCUGGAUGUGUUCCGUUGAUCUGUUCUGUAUCUGCUCUCUUCUAUUAAUUUUAGUUGUCACCAGUAAAUUAUUGUAGAUGAUGGUGUAGACUGUAGUCCUGAUUGAAGGUUGAUUAUGCGGAGCGGUGCUUGCCUAUGCCUUUUGCCUUCAGUUGACUGAACUGUGAGUUUCGUCCGUCCUUCAAUACUCAGUCCAACCAUUACUGGAGUGAUUUUGGCUUGCGCAGUCAUUUUGUUGUGCAAC